Messenger RNA from Spodoptera exigua (beet armyworm), 4672 nucleotides. The record is from the annotation of a GenBank genome assembly. Lineage: Eukaryota; Metazoa; Arthropoda; Insecta; Lepidoptera; Noctuidae.
AAUAGAAAUUCACAUGCUGUAUUGUUUCUUUUUACCGAAUUCCUGAGUCUUAUUAAUAAUUUUAAGAUUGUGAGUUCAAAAAUCUGUUUAUAAUUGAUAGAGUUACAUGUGCUUUGAUAGUGCAAUAUCUAACCUAAUCGUUCAUUCAACAUUUCAAAGAAAUACCAGUUAAAAUGGAUUUUUUUGAGAAAGCGCAUGUUACUAGGAAACAACCUUCAAAAAAAGACAGCAAAUCAGAAGAAAUUGUAAAGAAACAACUCAAACAAAUGUUACAAGGUUUUAAAAGAAGCGAUAAUGAGCUAAUUAGGCACAGCGGAAAUUCUAGUAAUGAUAUAGUUGAAGCACACAAGCGCUUCGAUGAUUCGCCGUCUGUGAGCAGUUUUUCAGACCUGGACCUUACACAUUCUGAUAAUGAAGAAGAUAUUGUACAAGCAUCAACUUCCGAAACUAUAGAUAAUGCUUUAGACAGCACCAGUCGUAUUAAUUUGUCAAAUGCAUCCGAAUCCAAUUGUGACACAGACGAUAAUAUAGAUGAUUUAAACUUAGACGAUUCUAACAGUCAAGAAUCUAUAUCUGAAUGUGAUCAAAUAGUUGAAUCUUUGUCAGAACACGUUGAACAUAAUAGUUCAGAAACAAGUGGAGAUAUUUCUUUUUCUGACCUGGAUGUGUUAUCAGUAACUUCAGGAAGCACAAUUGACUCAGAAGGUUUUGAUCCUGAUGGAAAAUUAGCAUUGAAAAUACUUGAAAAACUGGAGAAAAAUAAAAAUAAAGUAAGUAAGAAAAGGAAAGUGGAAGAUGAGCCAAAACCUAUUAAACCUAAGAAGAAAGAUGUAAAACAUAAGAAAUCCAGUGAAGAUGAAGAUAGUGCAAGUGAUGAUAUUACAAUGGAAGCCUUGAGUAUUUGUAAACAUAAUGAUGAUUAUGAAGAUGAUGUAGAAAAUAUAUCUGACAUGUAAUAGUGCACACACAUCUACAGCAACAAAUGAGUCGUCACCAUUUGUUUCAAUAACUGUGACUGAUAUGCCAGAACAAGAGAUCAGUAACUUCUUAGAGAACUACAAACACCCUAUUGUAAGACCAUUACAAAAUAUAGUGCACACUGCAAGCUCACCUGGUUUAUUUGCACCAGAAAGUGUCAGUAUGUUAAGUUCAUUACCUGAAUUAAGUGACAAUGGAACUGUUGUAGGUUUAGUUAAAAUUGACAUCCCUGAUGAUACAGAUACAGUGGAAGACAUUCAAAGUGAUGAUGUAAUUGAAAAGAUAGACUUAGAUACAACUACAGACAUUCCGCAUGAAGAAAGCACUGCAGAGUAUGACAACACAUUGAUUUCUGAGUCUCAAAGAGAAACUGAAGAGGAAUCAAUGGAAUCUUUGAAAUUUUACUAUGGGAAAAAUUGCUAUGUUGUAGUGUUAAAACAUCCAGCAGAAUUAUACGUAAAUGGUAAAGUGAGAGUCAAAGGCUUGGGAGGUGUUGUUGAAGUUUAUGGCCAUACACUAAAAGAUACCGUUGAUUUGUAUGCCCCAAACAGUAACUUUGCCCAGUGUAUAAGGACUGUUGAAAGUCUAAAUGAUGAUUAUGGACUUUUUAGAAAACUUACUGCUGAAGGGUUAUUAGUACAGGAAGCUGAAGAAAUUGUAACAACUAUAGGACAAUAUGAUGGCAUAAUAAGUUUGUCUCGGCUACAUGACCCGCGGAUGGACUUUGUAGAAAAUAAUGUUACCAUGGAUUUGUUUCCAAAGUUAAAUAAAGGAUAUGACAGCCUUAGGAAAGUUUCUAUGGAUAUUGGUUGCAGUCUUAUGCUGAAAAAGCCUUGGAGACACUUUGAAGCAAAUGAUGCUUGGGAACUAGCUGUUAAUUGUGGAUUUGAGGAAAAUAGCAGAGGAAUUGUUUGUGGUGGCAAGGGUGUGGGCAAAUCAACAUUCCUUAGAUACUUUGUAAAUAGGAUGCUAAUCAAGGGACCAGUUCUAGUCAUAGACUUAGAUCCAGGACAGGCUGAGUUUACUGUAGCUGGGAAUAUAUCUGCAACUGUGGUCACUACCCCUCUUCUUGGUCCUAACUACACACAUCUAAAAACACCAGAAAUAAUGUUGAAUAUAGGCAUGAUCAAUACAAUGGACAAUGCCACCCGGUAUGCGGCCGCAGUCACUCAAAUCUUGUCACACUGUCACUCCAAUCAAGCCUAUAGCUCAAUGCCUUGGAUAGUCAACACAAUGGGCAUGUGCACGCAAAUGGGCCUUAAUUUACUUAAGAAAUUCGAGAGGGAAGUAUUCUUCAGAAAUAUCGAGCAGUCUAUAUCGGAUUAUAGUUACAUUCUGAUGCAGCAUACCGAAGGGCCAGAUAAGCAUAACACCGCGACGUCGCCGAAAGAACUAAGAUAUUUGAACUUUUUGGCAUACUUCGGCGAGCUGAUGAACAUUCAUAAAGGAGCUCAGUUAUUGGGAAUCGUGCCGUACGAGGUGAGCAUGUCAGAUGUGAACGUGUUGACUAACGUGAAAGUAGCAAACGAUGCGGUGCUGAAGGUGAUCAACGGAAAAAUAGUAGCGCUCUGUCAACUCGCCAUAAAAGAUAAGGGGAAAGUGUUUACCCUGCAAGAUAACGCACUGCUAUGCCACGGAAACGGUUUGGUCCGUGGCGUGGACUUUGAGAAGCGGCUGCUGUACAUCGUGACGCCAAUACCCGCGGACAAGUUGAGUGCGGUGGAUGCACUGCUGUACGCGGACUGGGUGCCCGAGCUGUGCGGCCCUGAACGGUUCCUGCCUGAAGGCACCGAGGUGCCAUACCGAAGCCUCACUGACUACAGACAGAAACAGUUCAUGCAGACACCCAGACGCCGCUUCAACCCGCUACAAUUAUUAAAAAUGUCAAGGAGUGCCUAAAUUGAAACUUUCCAUUAUAUUGGUUAAUAAAUUUGUAAUUGGAAUAAAUCCAAAAUAAUAAAUCUUAAAUUAUAUAAAAGGAAAUCUAAUAAUUAUUUUGUUAAUUAUAUUUGACGAUAAUUUUGUACUUACAAGACUAAUGAAACAUAACAUAAAUGAUCAUAUUUAACUUAAAUAUUCCCCAUACUAAACACCUUUGCUUUAUAAAUGCUGCAUUAAAAUUUUAUAAAAAGUCAAAAAGAGUCUAGUUAAGAAUUGUUGACAUGGGGUUCCUUUAUUACUAAUAAAUUAUAUUAGGAAGUUAUGAUUUCACACAAACAAUAGAUUACAAUACAACUGCCCUAAAGAAUCAGAUUGGACGUCUCAGAGACGUGUCUAGCUGACAGGCACUUAGAUGAGAGUGGGGCUCACGCUCCGUGUCAAAUAAACAUCCUACACAAUUUAUACACCACUAUUUUAUUGAAAAAUUAAAAUACAAAAUACCGAACUAAACAAGUCUCGGUGAGAUGCCACCGGUCGAGGUAUAAUCUAUAUGUAGAAGAAAUGCUACUCGAUUAUAUAACGUGAUAUUAUAGCAUGAAAAAUUCCAGUGGCCCUGCCGGAGACGGGAGGUCCACAUGCCCCCGACUACUUUUGUUAAGGCAUUUACGCUUACUCUUUAUAGAUAAUCUAUAAAAUAUACAAAGUACCAAUUGUGAAAGAGUAGCCACACAAAUACUGAGUGAGUGUGCGUGCGACGCGGGCCGCGACUUCGCGUCUGCAGUCAGUAUCGGAAGGAAGCACUGUGUGGCCGACGUCGCGACUGCUGCACAGUCCGAGUCGUUUCAAACUAAGUUAUCAGGCAGUAUGCGAACAAUUCAUAAAUCAGAGUUCUCCCGACAACAGCACAAUUACAGCAGGGAACACCUAGUCUUCUUCUUCUUUUUGACCUGUAAUGCGGCGCGAGUCGCCGUCUCGAACACCUCACGCACUCCCUCCUUGCUCUUGGCAGAGCACUCCAGAUACGCGAAUGCGUUGAUCUUCUCGGCCAUCGCACGACCUUCCUGCGGCUUCACCGGCUCUUGCUUCAUCUUGCGAAGCUCGUUGAUCGUGGCCGGGUCAUUACGCAGAUCCUUCUUGUUCCCCACUAAGAUAAUGGGCACAUUAGGGCAAAAGUGCUUUACCUCGGGUGUCCACUUCUCCGGGAUGUUCUCGAGCGAGUCGGGCGAGUCCACCGAGAAGCACAUGAGGAUCACGUCCGUGUCGGGGUACGACAGAGGCCGCAGCCUGUCGUAGUCUUCCUGGCCAGCCGUAUCCCAGAGCGCAAGCUCAACUUGCUUGCCAUCCACCUCGAUGUCGGCGACGUAGUUUUCGAACACAGUCGGCACGUACACUUCCGGAAACUGAUCUUUGCUGAAUACGAUGAGCAGGCAUGUUUUACCACACGCACCGUCACCGACGAUCACUAAUUUUUUGCGUAUCGCAGCCAUCGGUCCUGAAGAUUGUGGCUAAUUUCUGCAGAAUAUUGGCUUAUCGACACUUUUUAAUCGUCUUUGCUCAUCACAAGCACUUUCGUUCGUAAGUCACUAAUGUUGCAACACUACAAAAUAUAUCAUUAAUAUCAUUCGUAACAAUAUUUACUUCUGGUGAAAAAAUAUUUGUUUUGAGGUGUUUAUUAAAUCAAAUACUUAUCACUUAAGUCUAUAAUCCUAAUAAGUAUAAAUGUAAUUAGGUAAUUUAUCAAUAAAACCAAAAUACAUAUCAAAUUUUAUUUGCCAUAUCAAAAUAUUAUUAUUUUGACAUUUGGAAAAUAAUC